This is a messenger RNA of Closterium sp. Naga37s-1, 2103 nucleotides long. The record is from the annotation of a GenBank genome assembly. Lineage: Eukaryota; Viridiplantae; Streptophyta; Zygnematophyceae; Desmidiales; Closteriaceae.
AUGGGCAAGGGUGGGGCCGUGGGUGGGCGGGACCGCGUGGGUGGGGGAGGAAGUAGCACAACGGCGCGGGCUCACUCACUAAGCCAUCCCCGCCCACCAUACCACGCCCGCCCGCCGUGUGGUGCGCAGGAGGCGGUGAAGUGCAUGCGGCACAGCCGGCGCACCACUCUCACCACGGCGGACAUCGCGGCCGCCCUCAGCCUGCGGAACGUCGAGCCGCUGUUUGGGCUGGCAGCGGCGGACAGCGUGCGGUUCCGGCGGGCACUGGGGCACAGCGACGUCGUCUUCCUGCACGACCCCACGCUGCCGCUCUCCCAGGUGGUGGAGGCGGGGCUGCCGUGCGCCCCGGCGGACGUGAGUGUGGCGCCGCACUGGCUGGCCGUGGACGGCACCAUGCCCGCCACCCCUGAGAACGCCCCGCCCGCAGCACUGUGCCUCAGCUGCCGUGUGCGCAGCACUCCGCUGCCUGCCCGUCACUGCCACCCACCCACCCUCACAUGCUUCGUCCCCCCUCCCGCCCUGUGGCCCGCAGGCAUGCCGGCAGCAGCAGUGAAGGCGGAGGGGGGGCGGGCAGCAGAGGGCGGCGCACAGCGAGCAGGGGGAGGGGCAGGUGGGGGGGCAGGCGGGGGGGAGGUGGUGGAGGUGAAGCUGCCGGUGAAGCACGUGCUCUCCAAGGAGCUGCAGCUCUACUUCGAGCGCGUCACCGAGCUCGUGCUGCUCACUGCCCGCCCCCCUGCCCCCGCCGCCUCCGCUGCUGCCACUGCAGGGGGGCAGCAGCAGCAGCAACAGCAGAGUGUGCUGUGGCACGCGCUGCGCAGUGUGGCGGUGGAUGCGGGGCUGCACGCGCUGCUGCCCUACUUUGUGCACUUCAUUGCUGACGAGGUGAUGCGCUCGCUGGACGACUGCUUGCUGCUGGGCAGCCUCAUGCGCCUCGCCAGGGCGCUGCUGCUCAACCCGCACCUCCACAUGGAGCCAUACCUGCACCAGCUGAUGCCAGCCAUGGUGACAUGUGUGGUGGCCAAGCGUCUGGGCGAGCGGCAGCACCACGCCCACUGGCGGCUACGGGCCUUCACCGCCACGCUGCUCGCGCUCAUCUGCCACAGGUUCGGCCGAGCCUACGUGUCGUUGCAGCCUCGGUUGACGCGCACCUUGCUGCACACCUUGCUGGACCCCAAGCGCUCGCUGCCUCAACACUUCGGCGCCAUCCGCGCUCUCACUGCGCUGGGGCCCACCGUGGUGCGAGUGCUGCUGCUGCCGCACCUACCGCUGUACGUGCGGCUGCUGCAGGCGCACAUGGGCGUGCCAGGGCUCUGCUCCGCGCCACCCACCCCUGCCAAGCAGCAAGAGGCCUGGCGGGUCUGGGGCGCCGUGCAGCAAGCAGCAUCAGUGGCGGUGGCGCCUCACCUGCGCCUCUACCACCCGGCGCUGCUGCCCCGCCUGCUGGAGGGCGGGGAGGUGGAGGGGGCAGCACAGGGUGGAGAGGGUGGUUGUGAAGGGGGCACACAUGCAAGCGGAGCAGCAGGGGCAGGGGGCGCAGCUGGGAUGGGUGGAGGGGCAUGGGGGAGGAUGAAGCGUGUUGGAGGGGGGGUGAGAUUCGCUGCCAGCCCGCGAGUAGCUGUACCCGCUGUGCGCACCGUGCCCCCACUGCCGCCGCCGCUGCCCUAUGCGGCGGCGGGCAGGGAGGCAUCGCUGCUACUCUUCUUCCCGGCGCUGCAGCGCGGGCAGCAGCGGGGGGCCGGGCUGGCGGGGCUGGACGGCUUCCACAUGGGGCUGGGCCAGGGGGGUUAUGACGAUGACGACAGCAGCGAGUGGGAGGCGGGUGGGGCGGGGCGGCUGUGGGCGGUGGCGGAGCGCGUGGGGCCGGUGGUGGUGAGCAGUGGGAAUGGCGGCGGGCGCGACUACGAGGUGGGCGACGCUCCCACCAAGGCCGCUCUCGCAGCCCUGGCUGGGGUGCGCGGGGGUGCUGAGACGCAAGGGCAGGGGCCGGGGGGGAGAAGUGAAAGUGGGGAGAAUGUGGGUCUGUUAGUUGAGGGGCUGGUGUAUUUGCUAGGUGAUGCUAUGAUCCCUUUUGUACCCACUGCACCCUUGUUCAUGCAUCUGUAA